Messenger RNA from Haliotis rufescens (red abalone), 402 nucleotides. RefSeq names its product procyclic form-specific polypeptide A-beta-like. The record is from RefSeq and is a predicted model, not a curated record. Lineage: Eukaryota; Metazoa; Mollusca; Gastropoda; Lepetellida; Haliotidae. The coding region runs from base 1 to 402 and encodes 133 amino acids. The transcript has 2 exons.
AUGGCGCCAAGUCCUGUCGUGGCUCUGCAGUCUGCUCCCGUUGCAGUAAGAAUCAUGACAGCUCUGAUUGCACAGGUGACAUCAGAUGUGCGAACUGCAACGACUGAUAGCCAAUUCACCCCUCCCUCUCUGGAGCCUGAACCUGAACCAGAGCCUAAGCCUGAGAUUCAACCACACCCUGAGUCUGAGACUGAGCUUGAACCUCACCUUUUAACAAGGAAAGAGAGAAAACAAAUGAAAAAAAAGGAAUUAAGGACCCUGAAACAUCUGAAGGCGCCUUCAACAAUCCCUGUCGAGGUUCACAACACCUUUGAACCUCUCGAUAUGGAAGUGUCUCCAUCGUUGUCGUUACAGCGUAUGGGACCUUCACCCCGUUCCCGUUCUCCAAUUGAGCCUCCAUGA